AUGGCGUCGUCACAGACGUCCCUUGCCCGCCUUUUGCGGCGUACCCGCUUCAACACGUAUGAUCCAAAAAUCAAGCAGGUGUACCAGACCCCUGUCGCACAUGCUGUGCGUGGUGACUGGGGCUUGAAGCGUCCGUUGCCGUCGUCAUGGCAGUCCACCGCGGAAGCGCCAGCGCCGGCGCCGUACCCAGGCUCGUUGCGUUAUGCCACAGUGGACAAAGUGGACAAUGCGCAGGGCAUGACCGAAUGGAAGGAGUCGGAACGUGAACCACUCUUCCGUACACGCUGGCAUGAAGCUGGUGCGUCGCUCUCUGACAAGGCACGUCGUGAUGCGAUCGUUGUAGGAACGAGUGAGGACAUUGUAAACUCGGACUUGGGCCCUCGUCCUCGUAUUGCAUACGACCCAGCAACAUGCAUGGACAAGGAUGCUUUGCCGAACCAUGUGGUAUGGGGCACUUACCAUGAGCGCUACACUGAUAAGCCUGAUGUGCUCCCAAACUACAAUGCUAUGGAUGAGAAGACAUUCCAGCGGUUCUUAUCGAACAUCCGCCGACGACGCAACAAGUUCCGGGAGGCUUUGCGUCAGCAGCGUACGGAUGCUGUCGCACAGACGCAGAUGGAGACAUUGGCGCAGGCCACGACGCAACGCACGGUCAGCGACGCUGAGCGGGAGCAGACGAAGGCGCCCUCGACGCCGGCCCCGGCUGUGGAUAUGUGGACAGAGGCUCGUUUGCCUCAUGCGCCGCAGAGUGCAGCUGAGUUCUUGCAGGCGCAAGCGGAGACACGAUACGAAGCCCCUGACAGCCAUACCCUUCAGUCGCCUGCAUAUGCAGCGACAGCGCAUCCCCUGCGUGGCUUGCAGUAUUCUCAGCCGGACAGUGUGUAUUCGUUCUUGAUGAACGAGCCCAUGCACGGCCGUGCCUUGCAUCGUGUGGAAGACCAGCGACGAAAGCGCUACAUGGUCGGCUCCGAUGCCUCGAUGGCUGUGGCUAUGGGUGGCCAUAUCGGUUUCCUGCCUUUGCAGCAUCGUCAUGGCCUUGAUGUGGUGGAUUAUACGCGUGCCAAGCCUGAGCGUGGCGAGUCGUACUUCCGUGUCCUGUACGCUUCGCUGGAGACCAAGAUGACCUCGCCCAACCAACGUCGCAACCCGCCGAACGUGACAUGCGAGCCUGAGCUGGGCAAGGUACAGAUGUAUGUGAUGGCCUUGCGCCGCUCUGGUGGCCGUGGUGAGUACGUGGCGCCGCCACUGCCGGGCUCACCAGCGUGGAUCGACUCGGCAGAAACGCCCACGUCGGCUACGUCGUUGAACAGCUCCCUGGGCGCAUCGAGCCCAGAAGCUGGCUCGCUCUUUGGCUCGUUGGCGCGGAAUGGCCGUGCGAACUCAGCGCCGCGUCAAAAUCAGAAGCGCCAGCGCAUGCAGAAGCGCAACCGCGACAUGUCGGGGUCUGUGCAGCGCGAUGUCCAGAUGCUGAACAAUAUCAAAAACCUGUUAUCGCCGCAAUAG
Malassezia pachydermatis is the source of this 1503-nucleotide messenger RNA. RefSeq lists its product as hypothetical. The transcript has a single exon. Bases 1 to 1503 code for a protein of 500 amino acids. NCBI's taxonomy places the organism in Eukaryota, Fungi, Basidiomycota, Malasseziomycetes, Malasseziales, Malasseziaceae. The record is from RefSeq and is a predicted model, not a curated record.